AUGGAGACCCUGGAGGCGCGAGCUGAUGAUGCUGAGUCUCCGGUUCCCAACCUCACGUGGGCGAUGAAUGAGAUCGUGGCAGUGGCGGAGGGAUGGGGGGCAGUGAUGAUGCGCGAUUUCCUUCGGGCCAUGGGGAACUCGACGCGGCUGAAGGAUGCCAUGCUAAGAGCAAAUGCCCGGUAUUCGAGGAUCCUCGCCCAUAGGGCCCGGAUCGAGGAGCUUGCGACGGAGAUGGCCAGGAAGUCGGACGUGCUUUAUGGCCCGCAGCAUGUCACCGAGGAGCUGGCCUUGCGCGCCAAGAUCGCUGAGAUGGUAAAAGCACGCGGCAGUGCAGAGGCUGUUGCCGCCGGAGCGCUGCUGAACGCUCUGUCGUUUGCGGGCUUGGAGGCGAUUCUUUCUCCGAUGUUCGAAGAGUUUGUGCCUUUAGGAGGGUACUGGGGCUUCUCGCCAGAAGACUGGAACUUGUCCAAGUUGGCAACUUUCAACUUCACGUCUGCUAUCCCGUCUGACAGCUUUCCGAACACUACGGUCAGCGCUGACCGGGUCAUGGCCACUUGGAUCUGUAGGCGUCUCGAUGAAGCCAUGAACCAACUAAGGGAGAAUAAUUAUGUGCUGGCAAGCCGAUUCUUGCGGCAAGUCAACUUUGUUUCGCUGGUCAGUUGUCCACUUGUGAACGCGAACGAUCUGCCAACAUGCGCCGCUCAAAUGUUUGCGUAUGUUUGCGCCUACACGAUGCACACCUGCAUUGCCAAUGGGAUUUUCAGAUUGUCGACAUCCGGCCUACGAAAGCUCUUCGUCUUCUACUACUUCUUAGCCGGCGCGGCUCUUCUGUUGAAUAGUGGCUUCUCUGACAGCACAACUUUGGGAUACAAGGUCAUUUUAUGCGUUUGCUAUGUUGACAGUGCGGUUCACGUCCCAGCGAACGUUGUGCUUGCAGUGAUGGAGAUUGGUCAGCAAUUUUUGCUGUUUGGCAGAGAGUUCCACGUCCUCGAGUUUGCCAUUGAUCAUGCAGUUUUCGCGAUUCUCGUCUCGGUCAUCUCUGUCGUGUUGGAGCGCACCCUCAGAGAUCGUCUAGCAGCGCAAAUCAGGAACAUGGACGCUGAAUCCAUUAUCCUGGCUUUUCGUCAGAUGCUUCGAGGUGUCUGUGACGGCGAAGUUCUUCUCGACGAUGGCCUGCGCAUACAAGAAGGUACUAAUUGCCUGAACCGGAUUUUGUUCAGAAAGGAAUCCCUUGACAAGACUGUCUUCCGCGACAUCCUAGUUCAGGACUCAAGCGAGCUUGAAAUCUUUGACAAGUUCAUCUCGCAGCCGCUGGAUGCUGGCAAAACAGCCGAGCAACUUGCUGCCCCAUGUUUGCGUCUGUCUCUGCAGUCGGCUCAUUCCCAUCGAGUUGGGGUGGACGUCUACCAUGUGGCCUUACAACAUCUUUUCGGUUGUGAGGGCUCCUACCACCUCCUUGGCUUAAAGCUCGAUGUGGAGGCGCAGCCCAUCCCUGAUGCCACUUAUUCUUCCACCGCGGUGCUCGCGCAGCCAGCGCAAGGUGCCGUGAGGCGGCAUCUAUCAGGACAGAGCUCCGCGGCUCCCAAUGCUUAG
This is a messenger RNA of Symbiodinium sp. CCMP2456, 1593 nucleotides long. NCBI's taxonomy places the organism in Eukaryota, Dinophyceae, Suessiales, Symbiodiniaceae. The record is from the annotation of a GenBank genome assembly.